AUGAUGUUUGGCGACGAUAUACACGGUACAUUUUUUGAACAGUCACACGAUGCCUACAAUGAUAAAAGUCACCGUCGCGGCCGAUCAAGGUCUCGAAUUUCGACCUCCGACGAUAUUUCCACGUCUUUCACUGCGCCGUUGAAGUCCGGAAGCCCCUGGAUACCGGCUCCUCCAAGAUCGUGUAGGAAGACUGGGAAAUACCUCGUGGUUUUGGUCGUUACUGUCGCAUUUAUCUUCUUUUGGAACUCUCUUUUAGGGAUAUCUAUGGGCCACGUCAGCUACUUAAAAAUCCGCGAAUACGGCUUUCCUCUCGGCUUCCUGCCGGAAUCGCGGACAAGGGAGUUAAAAGAUACCUUGGUCGGAUAUAAACAUCGUGGCGGAGAUUGCAAUGUUUCUUCCCUAGAUCUCCAUAUACCUUUUGGGUCUAUCUGCCCGGAUAGAAAUUCGAUGUUGACAGCCAUGUCGUCCGGGGGUCGGGUUGGCAAGGAUUCCCCGUACGUGCCUCGGGGUUGCGACAUGCGAUGGUUCAGCACGUUGGAAGCAUGUGAAAUCCUCGGCCGAUAUUCACAAGUCAUCCUCGUGGGCGACUCUAUGCUGAGACACGUCAUCGGAGCAUUGAAUAUCUUGAUUCGGGAGGAUUUAGGAUAUGGUGGAGUCACAGAUUGGAAUUUUGAUGCCGAGGAAAAACGCAAGUGUUUCUGCAAUAACCAGUUUGACGUCCACGACUGUUCGGUUCAGGGAAUUUUUAGCACGGCAGAUGUUAUUGAGCACGAUCCCCUGAGCUUAAUGUGUCCGAAAUUGAUUCCGGAAUGGAACACGGACUUGCGGAUUGAGCAGAUGGUGCGAUAUCCCAUCCCGGACGAAGAGCGCCGCCGAUUCGAGAGGGCAAUUGAUCCUAACCCUUCCCAACUGAAGGCAUUCGUCCUGGGCCACGGGCUUUGGAAUAAUCUGGACGUAGACCAAGCUGUGAACUGGUUAGAUUUGGUGCUGGACACGAUUGAGUCGAAAACCGGAGCGCGCAUGCGACUACGGGGCCGUAGCCCGAGAAAGAAUUUGCCGAUUCUUCUGAUGACGCCGAACGCAGCGGGAGAGAAGAAGCCGGAUGAGUGGAUCGUUAGUCAGGGAAACAAGGCCCUGGUCCGAUUCGAGCACGCGAUGGCAGUUCAUGCUGCCAAGAAGAGGGUGGACCACCUCGGGACGUGGAAUAUGAGCAUUCAAGCGACUCUAUACGACGGUGUGCAUAUGGACAUGCGUGGAAACCUCUUAAAGGCUAUGAUGGUAUUGAAUUGGCUGAACCUAUUGGACGCCCGAGGAUAGGCUGUGCCAUCGAC
This is a messenger RNA of Annulohypoxylon maeteangense, 1331 nucleotides long. RefSeq lists its product as uncharacterized. Lineage: Eukaryota; Fungi; Ascomycota; Sordariomycetes; Xylariales; Hypoxylaceae. The coding region runs from base 1 to 1317 and encodes 438 amino acids. The transcript is spliced from 3 exons. The record is from RefSeq and is a predicted model, not a curated record.